Molecule: messenger RNA, 3658 nt
Organism: Trichophyton rubrum CBS 118892
Lineage: Eukaryota; Fungi; Ascomycota; Eurotiomycetes; Onygenales; Arthrodermataceae
Exons: 2
Coding region: 1310-3658 (782 amino acids)
Biological process (GO): regulation of transcription by RNA polymerase II
Cellular component (GO): mediator complex; core mediator complex
Molecular function (GO): transcription coregulator activity
Source: RefSeq, a predicted model, not a curated record
GAGACACCAUUCACGCCUACAAAGCGCUGCCUGCAUCUUGAGGCGCGCCGAGCUGAUAGCUCAGCAGCAUCACUUGAGGUUGUGUACCUUUUCAGUUUGCUGUGUACCUAAGAGUGGUGGCUGAGAUGCGGUUGACGAGAGUGACUUGGCUGUACUCUUUAGACCUUGCGAUUUAAUGAUAGUCGUUGCGCCGACUGAUGCUGGAUUUCCGAUACCCUUGAGCUUCAUCACGAAUGGCCCACCAGUAAUCGAGACGCCCCGAUAUAGCUCAAUAUAUCCUUGGUCUGGGGCAGCAGGUGAGGGUGUUAGCUCUGGGAAAUGCCUGGCAUCGUCAUGGAUGACCCAAGCGCCCUUGGAGUAUGGCGCACCAUAGGGACGGUGAACGGAGAUAACACGGCUUCAGACAACGGCGCUUUUCAAACCACCGAUAUCAACUCCCACUCAAAUGGCCAAGCGAAUGGCAUUAAAUCUCAAUCAAACGAUAUAAUUACGGCUCCGGAGCUGCCUCCUCCGGAAAUAACCCAUAUCACUCAAGGGUUCUUUCCUCUUGCCAAGGGUAUCAACAGGGUGGUUGUUCAAUGUUGGAACGAUCUACUUCACCUUCUUAGCGAGCUUGGAGAUGCUCCUCCCAACCAUCAAGGUGGCAGUAGCUCAUACAAUGCCUCAAGUGCCAAGAAGAGCCAAAUCCUCGAGUUUGCGCAGGCAAAGAGAGCCGAGUUCAUCAAACUACUUGUUCUCUCACAAUGGGGACGGCAAGCUGUUGAUGUUGGCAGAUUGAUUGAUCUGCAGUUUUUUAUUCGUCAACGCUAUGAUCUAUACAACCACGCGAUCUUCCUUGCCGGAAACAUAAAACGAGACCUCUUUAAGGCGCAGAUGGGAAACCCGGACUUAGAAACUGCAUUAGAAGCACUUUCAACCGGAGCUGUCUCGGCUCUUCCCGCGGUAGGUUUCUCCCUCUGUUAUGCAUUAGUUGAACUCCGUAUUAACCGUUUCAUCUUAGCUUCCUUUUUUGCCUCCAGGCAAACUCUCCCCCAAAGAUACGUUAAAAACACUUCGAAAAAUCAAUAAAUUGAUAAGCAUCCGACUCAUCACCCAUGACUCCAUUCCGGAAUACGCUACAUACCGUAUCCAUGAUGGAAGGGUCACAUUCACAAUUUCAAAUGAAAUCGAGCUAGACUUGUCAAUAGCCCAGGAAACGCGAAACUCUCAGUUCUUCUUUGUCGACCUCCGAUUUAUAUUCUCACCAUCAUCUGCACUUUCUAGAGGCCCCGUUCGUGAUAAUCUAGAAUGUACUAUCAACACCUCACUAAUGAAAUCGGGAAUCGUUGGCUGCUGCGACCUCCUUCACAACCUUGUUUUGAACCAAAAGAUCAUGACAUGUUUUAGACAGGCUGUUGAAGUAGCUCGAUCUCAUUGGGGUAAUAAUCUGCGGAUCGAGUUGCUCCACCGCACUCUUGUUAUCCAGUACUGGACCAAUCGGCCUGGGCCAAAAAGUUGGAUUGAAAUCGGAACUAGACGUAAUAAGUCACAACGAGGAGGCCGGGCAUACCAGCCAGAUAUACCUCGUUUAUAUGUUCGCUGGAUCCGAGAUAACAAGGAGGUUUCCGUUGAAAGCACACAUUUCGAGAACAAGAUUAUAUCAGUUGAAACUAUACUGCGAAGGACUAUAUCACGGCACAUCCACGACAUAUUCUUCGAAGUCUAUACCAAGCUUACUGCAUCCAAAUUGUAUGGCCAAGGAGUACUCUUUCUAGGGUUAAACACGUCUGCAACGGAGCCUGGGAAUUGUUACCUAGAUAUUCAACUCACCCGCAGGAAAACUAUGCGAUUAGCUAUCGAGCCUGUAGGCGGAAUAGUUGCUCUACGGACAGUGCCAUUAUCAUUGAGUCGACAUGAUGUUGAACCUGAUCCCAACAAAGCAUUGUCGGUAGGGAUAUACGAACGUAUCUGUCGUCUCAGAUGCCUGGUUGCGAUGGAAGAAGCCGAAAGCCAUGGACGUGUGGUUGGCUGGAAGCUAAUAGCACCUGCAAAUGUUGACAUGCAAUCACUGCGCAAAGUACUUCCUGUCAAUGAGAUUAGAAACAUCUCCCUCUUCCAACACGGAGACUGGGAUCCCAAUUGGCUCGUUGCUUUUACAAGCAGCAUAGAAAGGGAUGACUGGUGGGUGAUCCAGCUGCGGGAUAAAGCGCCAUCAGCAACUGAAUCUCAAACCCGGUGUCCCGGCGAUGGCCGCCUCAUACAGUUACAGCAAGCGCAUGCCAUUACAGGACAGUGCGGAUAUGCAUCCAAUAAACACCGUUAUCGUUCUUUUGCAAAGCUUGCUAACUCCAUAUCGGGCAUGGUUGUAGCACAUUCGAAUGCAGACUGCCUUAACAAACUAAAACUUUGCCACUUUCCAAAGAUAGAGGAUCAGGUUCUAGGAGUUGACAACGAAGUCCUAGAUACCAACGUAUGCUACAAAGCCUCUGAUCUUCCACACCAGUUGCGAGUGGCCUCUCCCUUAUCCAACAAAAGCAAGACUAUCAUCAAGGACACCAUUUGUCUCUCGUAUAAGGGAAUCAACCACCGAACUCGUGAGGCAAUUGUCGUGGCUACAGGAUUUUUUGCAGUCCCAGUUUCUCAUCUUGGAAUGGCCAUCUUAGCUUCCGAUUCAAACCUCAGCUUCAAACCUCGGUCUCGAAAAUUUGCAAUUCGAUUUUUCACGCGCAUAGGUGUGCCCAUUAUCGAACAGCUCUUCUCCUGGUUACAACGGCUCACAAAUACCAUUUUUGCUCUGGGGUUUAUCCACCGCAAAAAAUUCGUAGUCACUUCGAUAUCGUCAUCGAAAAUCAGUUUCACAUACCCUUCUUCCAACGGCAGCCUACGGGCCUCCAUAUUCUUCCAAUACAUCGAUACACGUCCGCCUCUACUUUUACCAGACAACCAACAAUCCAAGACCAAGGGUGACAAGAGACCUUUAGCCCGGCUUCGGAUGUCACUAGACCUCCAUGGCAAGAACCCUCAUCGACGCAUCAUGGAAUCAUUAACAGCCAUACUCAACGACCCUUCAGCUGGACUGGGCUUUACGUUGGAGUUGCUUACCCUCACUCUACCUUUCCUGGAAGCCGUUGAGACCAUUCUUGCCGAAUCAAGAGACCGAUCCCGCGCUGUAGUCAGAAUAGCGGCUCGGUCUGCCAAAAUGUACCAUAUCUCAUACCCGUACCUCCAAUAUCGAUUCCACCUGACGAUGAAACAACGCAGACAGCGCAUUUGUUGGCUUCUUCGGAAUGGCACGAUUCCCAGUGUCCGCAUGAGCCAGGUAGCACUGGAAAGCGAGCUGACGAAUAAAAUACUCAAGGUCAAUGGGGAUGGCUGGCGCGGGCUCGGAGACGGAGCCAUGGCAGAAGCAGACAAUCCAGUCAGCCUGAUCAUGGUGCUCGACAACAUUAUUAAGACACAUGUUGCGCAACAACGCACGCAAGCGGCAGCGAAUGGCGCUGGCAGAGUGAUGAUGUUGGAUGGGAACCAGAGCAAUUCCGUCCCUGCAUCGUUGAGUAACAGUAGCGGCACUAGCCAGCCCGCCAUGACAGCAACGAGUACUACAGGGGUAGUAGCCCCGAAUAGCGAAUCAGAUGUCAGUAAGCAAGCCAACAACGGCAGCGUAAUCACCAUUGACUGA